CUUAGUUCUACCACAGAUCUUUGCUUAUCCCUAGGUCUGUUCUUUUGCUCUGCACUGCUGUACUGGUGCAAUAAGUUAGAGUGAGACAAAUAUAUAUUUGUUAACUUAUUGCACCAGUGCAGCAGUGCAGAGCAAAAGAACAGAUCACCUGAAUGUCCUGUUUGUAUUUGACACAUACACAGUUUAGCAUUAAUUCGAUUAAACAGCGACAUUCCGAGCAACAACAGUGUUCAAUCUGUUCACGUAACAUUUCGACAUGGGCAAUUGUUGCACAUUUUGUUAUAAAGAAGAGUCGUCAUACGAAGAUCUUACUCCUGAUCGAGAGACUAUGCGGCAGAAACAAGUAGAAGCAGCAGAAAGAAGAAUAGCAGAACAGCAACAACGAGGUAUAAAAAAUAUGGAUGCUGUUAAAAGACAACAGAAGUUAACAUUGGAACGUGAGAGGCAGGAACAAGAAGCUGCUUGGCAAGUGAACUAAAUUGAAGAGAGGUGUUCUUAAUGCUCUGCAUGUGUUUAAUUGCAAGUGAUAUUACAUUUAUGGGAAAUGUAUAUGAUAUAUUGUUAACAGAGGAUUAAUUUAUCUAUUUAAAAUAUUUAAAACUAUAUAAAUUAUAUAUUUAAAUAUUUAUAUAUUUGCAAUUUUGCACACAUGUAUUUCUAAAUAUAAAUUACAAUUGAAUAUAACAGCGAAACAAAGAAUUGUUUUAAUGCAUUAUUAGUUUUUUUUUUUUAACAAAAAUGCACUUUCGUGAUUGCCAGGUCUCAAAUUUUAUUUAUGCCUAUGCUUAAAAAAUGUGUAUGCACACUGAGAAACAAGACUAAAAGUGUGUCAUUUAUAUGAUAUAAUCACUUAUACAAGAAGAUUUAUAUGUAUUGAAAUACAUUUGAUAUUUGUAAUAUUCGAUAAUUGUGAUAUGAAAGAAGUAAUUCCUCCCAAUUAAACUCUGAAAUAUUUAUAUCUAUAAUAUUGUAUUUGAAAUAAUACAAAAUAUACACUUACUGUUAUAACACUACUACUAUUAUAUUAUAUUAUGUUACAUAUAUUGUAUUGUAAACAGCAAUGCACGCUGCAUGAUAAAUGUACAAAUGUAAUAUAUCAGCAAUUACAAAGAGAAUGAAAUGAUGUUUCAAUACAUUUUUAUUGAUUCUAAUGUAUAUCUUUUGUAUUAAAUUUUGCAAAUAUUAGAAAAAUCUUAAUAUACAUAAAUUAGAACUCUUAAUAUAUAUAUAUUAUGUGUGUGUAUGUGUAUGUGUGUGUGUGUGUGUGUAAUUUAUCUUAAACAAUUUCUCGUCACAAAAAUGAUGUACUGAAGAAUGAAACUUCUUAUUAGUAUAUUAUUGUACAAAACAUUGGAGAACAUCAUGUGGAAUGCUAUUAAAAUGCUGGAAAUGGUACGAUAUUAAGUAUUGUCAUUAAAAGUUCGUAAAAA
This is a messenger RNA of Odontomachus brunneus, 1430 nucleotides long. RefSeq lists its product as uncharacterized. The transcript is spliced from 4 exons. The coding region runs from base 257 to 478 and encodes 73 amino acids. Gene Ontology annotation, biological process: negative regulation of retrograde protein transport, ER to cytosol; negative regulation of VCP-NPL4-UFD1 AAA ATPase complex assembly; positive regulation of autophagy. NCBI's taxonomy places the organism in Eukaryota, Metazoa, Arthropoda, Insecta, Hymenoptera, Formicidae. The record is from RefSeq and is a predicted model, not a curated record. Gene Ontology annotation, cellular component: endoplasmic reticulum membrane.